UCCUGCGAGGCGCGUGAAGCCUUGCUGGCGCCUCGUCUGGGAUACAGACGCUGGCGGCCGCGGAGUUUCUCACGACCGGCGGAGCCCGCCUCCGCUGACUACAUUUCAGAAAGCAUCAACUUUUCUCAGUGGACCUAUUCAUCAAGUGAAAUAUGCCUGUACUGUACUUUGUGCUUCAUCAUGGAAAAAUUUCCCCCUCCAAAAAUGAAAGUAAAGAUAUUUGAGAAGGUGAUUUAAGGUGUGGACAUUUGGAAAAGUGUCCUAUCAAAUCAGUAAACCUCAAGAUAAGGGUUAAAUAGAUUAAGCCUAACCACUUAUUUUUUAAAUCAGGAGGAUUUCAUCUUAAUAGAAAAACAACUUUUAUUCAAUAUGUAUUUUCUGAAAUUAAGAGAGAGAGACAAGAGUAGACUUAAAAGAAAAUAAAUGAAGAUGGUUAGUAAAGAAGCAAUGUCAACUCUUUUCUGAUGAGGAUAAUUCAGUGAUGUUAAAUCCUUUGCAAAUCCCUAGUUGUGGUCCUAAAGACAAGACUCUUUUUUGAUGGGACUGAUACUAAAGGAAGUCGUACCUUUUGUGUCUUCAACUCACAGUUGUAGAAGUUACAGUCAUUGGCAUGAGUGGCUUAAAAGAGGAAAUAAAGAAGUGUUCAGUUAAAUCCAAAAGUACAGUCACUUUUUUACUGCUGUGAUUUUAAAAACCUCUUCAUAACCACUGAAAAAGAAUUGACGACUAUUUUAAAAGAUUAAAGAAAGGCAGAUGUCUGCAAACAAUUCUCCUCCUUCAGCCCAGAAAUCUGUAUUACCUGCAACACUUCCUGCUGUGCUUCCAGCUCCUUCUCCAUGUUCAAGUCCAAAAACAGGACUCUCUGCCCGACUCUCUAAUGGAAGCUUCAGUGCGCCAUCACUCACCAACUCCAGAGGCUCAGAGCAUACAAUUUCAUUUCUGCUGCAAAUUGGCCUUACACGGGAGAGCGUUACCAUCGAAGCCCAGGAACUGUCUUUAUCUGCUGUCAAGGAUCUUGUGUGCUCCAUUGUUUAUCAGAAGUUUCCAGAGUGUGGAUUCUUUGGCAUGUAUGACAAAAUUCUUCUCUUUCGCCAUGACAUGAACUCAGAAAAUAUUUUGCAGCUGAUUAACUCAGCAGAUGAAAUACAUGAAGGAGACCUAGUAGAAGUUGUUCUUUCAGCUUUGGCUACAGUAGAAGACUUCCAGAUUCGUCCACAUACUCUGUAUGUACAUUCUUAUAAAGCUCCCACUUUUUGUGAUUAUUGUGGUGAGAUGCUCUGGGGAUUGGUACGUCAAGGACUGAAGUGUGAAGGCUGUGGAUUAAAUUAUCAUAAACGAUGUGCCUUCAAGAUUCCAAAUAAUUGCAGUGGAGUAAGAAAGAGACGUCUAUCAAAUGUGUCUCUGCCAGGACCUGGCCUCUCAGUUCCAAGACUUCUACAGACUGAAUAUGUAGCCCUUCCCACAGAAGAGUCACAUGUUCACCAAGAACCAAGUAAGAGAAUUCCUUCUUGGAGUGGUCGCCCAAUCUGGAUGGAAAAGAUGGUAAUGUGCAGAGUCAAAGUUCCACACACAUUUGCUGUUCACUCUUACACCCGUCCCACAAUAUGUCAGUACUGCAAGCGGUUACUGAAAGGCCUCUUUCGCCAAGGAAUGCAGUGUAAAGAUUGUAAAUUCAACUGCCAUAAACGCUGUGCAUCAAAAGUACCAAGAGACUGCCUUGGAGAGGUUACUUUCAAUGGAGAACCUUCCAGUCUGGGAGCAGAUACAGAUAUACCAAUGGAUAUUGAUAGCAGUGACAUGAACAGUGAUGGUAGCCGGGGCUUGGAUGACACAGAAGAGCCAUCUCCUCCAGAAGAUAAAAUGUUCUUCUUGGAUCCGUCUGACCUUGACGUGGAAAGAGAUGAGGAAGCUGUGAAAACAAUCAGUCCAUCGACAAGCAGUAAUAUUCCGCUAAUGAGGGUUGUGCAGUCCGUCAAGCACACAAAGAGGAAGAGCAGCACGAUGGUGAAGGAAGGGUGGAUGGUCCAUUACAGCAGCAGGGACACCCUGAGAAAGAGGCAUUACUGGAGACUGGACAGCAAAUGUCUAACAUUGUUUCAAAAUGAAUCUGGAUCAAAGUAUUAUAAGGAAAUUCCACUUUCAGAAAUUCUCCGCAUAUCUUCGCCACAAGAUUUCACAAACAUUUCACAAGGCAGCAACCCACACUGUUUUGAAAUCAUCACUGAUACUAUGGUAUACUUUGUUGGGGAGAACAAUGGGGAUAGCUCCCACAAUCCUGUUCUUGCUGCCACUGGAGUUGGAGUUGAUGUAGCACAGAGCUGGGAAAAAGCAAUUCGCCAAGCUCUCAUGCCUGUUACCCCUCAAGCAAGUGUUUGCACUUCUCCAGGGCAAGGGAGAGAUCACAAAGAUUUGUCUACUAGUAUCUCUGUAUCUAACUGUCAGAUCCAGGAAAAUGUGGACAUUAGCACUGUUUACCAGAUCUUUGCCGAUGAGGUGCUUGGUUCAGGCCAGUUUGGCAUCGUCUAUGGAGGAAAACACAGAAAGACUGGAAGGGAUGUGGCUAUUAAAGUAAUUGAUAAGAUGAGAUUCCCCACAAAACAGGAAAGUCAACUCCGUAAUGAAGUGGCUAUUUUACAGAAUUUGCACCAUCCUGGGAUUGUAAACCUGGAAUGUAUGUUUGAAACUCCAGAACGAGUUUUUGUAGUAAUGGAAAAACUGCAUGGAGAUAUGUUGGAAAUGAUUCUAUCCAGUGAGAAAAGUCGACUUCCAGAACGAAUUACUAAGUUCAUGGUCACACAGAUCCUAGUUGCCUUGAGGAAUCUACAUUUUAAAAAUAUUGUGCACUGUGACUUAAAGCCGGAAAAUGUGCUGCUCGCAUCAGCGGAGCCAUUUCCUCAGGUGAAACUGUGUGACUUUGGUUUUGCACGCAUCAUUGGUGAAAAGUCAUUCAGGAGAUCUGUGGUAGGAACUCCGGCGUACUUAGCCCCUGAAGUUCUCAGGAGCAAAGGUUACAACCGUUCUCUAGAUAUGUGGUCAGUGGGAGUUAUCGUCUAUGUUAGCCUCAGUGGCACAUUUCCUUUUAAUGAAGAUGAAGAUAUAAAUGACCAAAUCCAAAAUGCUGCAUUUAUGUACCCACCAAAUCCCUGGAAAGAAAUUUCUGGUGAAGCAAUUGAUUUGAUCAACAACCUACUUCAAGUGAAGAUGAGAAAACGUUACAGUGUGGACAAAUCUCUUAGUCAUCCCUGGCUGCAGGACUAUCAGACUUGGCUUGACCUUAGAGAAUUUGAAACUCGCAUCGGUGAACGUUACAUUACACAUGAAAGUGACGAUGCCCGCUGGGAAAUACAUGCAUACACCCACAAUCUUGUAUACCCAAAGCACUUCAUUAUGGCUCCCAAUCCAGAUGAUAUGGAAGAAGAUCCUUAA
Molecule: messenger RNA, 3426 nt
Organism: Neogale vison (American mink)
Lineage: Eukaryota; Metazoa; Chordata; Mammalia; Carnivora; Mustelidae
Gene: PRKD3
Product: protein kinase D3
Exons: 19
Coding region: 754-3426 (890 amino acids)
Biological process (GO): protein phosphorylation
Molecular function (GO): ATP binding; protein serine/threonine kinase activity
Source: RefSeq, a predicted model, not a curated record